AUGAUUAUUGAAAUAAAUAUUAAAGAUUUGCGACAAGAUAUGUUAACACUACAAGUGAUGCGUAUAAUGGAUGCGUUGUGGAAGAGUCGAGAUAUGGACUUUUGUUUGAGUGUGUAUGAGGUGUUGCCGAUGGGCAAAAAUUGUAGUGGUGUAACGAUGCUGGGCUUUGGGGAUGUGAUUGAUCUGUACAGAGGGCGUGAGUUAGAUUCGAUUGAUCUGUUCAGAGGG
Messenger RNA from Anisakis simplex (herring worm), 228 nucleotides. The record is from the annotation of a GenBank genome assembly. Lineage: Eukaryota; Metazoa; Nematoda; Chromadorea; Rhabditida; Anisakidae.